AUGGCUUCCAAGCAAAUGCUUGCAGCGGCGGCGGUGUCCGUGAUCGCCGUCGUCUUCCUCCCCGCGCUCGCGUCCGCCACGGAUCACGUCGUGGGCGAUGGCCACGGCUGGACGCUCGGGUUCGACUACGCUGCCUGGGCCGAGAGCAAGCAGUUCACAGUCGGCGACACGCUAGCGUUCAAGUACAGCAAGAGCUCCCACAACGUGGCGGAGCUGAGCGGGCCGGACUUCAAGGCGUGCAACAAGGCCGCGGCCACCUCCGUCUGGAGCUCCGGCGAGGACCGCGUCACCCUGGACAAGCCCGGCCGGAGGUGGUUCAUCUGCGCGGUGGGCGAGCACUGCCGGCUUGGCAUGAAGCUCAACGUCACCGUCCUCCCGGGCACGCCAGCGCCGCUGCAGGCGCCGGCGCCGGCACCGGCCGAUCCUCGUGCUCGGCGCUCCCUCUCCAGGUGGUGA
Messenger RNA from Panicum hallii, 456 nucleotides. Its product is annotated as mavicyanin-like. Gene Ontology annotation, cellular component: plasma membrane. Gene Ontology annotation, molecular function: electron transfer activity. Lineage: Eukaryota; Viridiplantae; Streptophyta; Magnoliopsida; Poales; Poaceae. Bases 1 to 456 code for a protein of 151 amino acids. The record is from RefSeq and is a predicted model, not a curated record. The transcript is spliced from 2 exons.